Messenger RNA from Rosa chinensis, 1479 nucleotides. RefSeq names its product amidase 1. The record is from RefSeq and is a predicted model, not a curated record. The coding region runs from base 21 to 1325 and encodes 434 amino acids. NCBI's taxonomy places the organism in Eukaryota, Viridiplantae, Streptophyta, Magnoliopsida, Rosales, Rosaceae. The transcript has 9 exons.
UCAGAGUUCACUCACACACAAUGGAGAAAGACUCAGAUUAUGGAGCUUUCACAGAGAAAUUCCUUCUGCGACCAAGCUCUUCAUCUCAUGAUCUUCCCUUGAGUGGCCUCACCUUCGCUGUCAAAGACAUAUUUGAUGUGGCUGGAUAUGUGACUGGAUUUGGAAAUCCUGAUUGGGCAAGGACUCACCCAGCUGCCGAAUCGACAGCUCCUUCUGUUUCGACAAUCUUAAAAGGAGGCGCCACAUGUAUUGGUAAAACUGUCAUGGAUGAAAUGGCAUACAGUAUAAAUGGAGAGAACAAACAUUAUGGUACGCCGGUAAAUCCAUGUGCACCGGAUAGGGUGCCUGGAGGAUCUUCUAGUGGCUCUGCUAUUGUGGUGGGUGCAGACCUUGCACAUUUUUCCUUAGGAACUGACACUGGAGGGAGUGUAAGAGUUCCUGCUUCAUAUUGUGGAAUUUUUGGGUUCCGACCUUCUCAUGGUGUCAUUUCUACUUCUGGAGUCGUUCCUAUGGCACAAAGUUUUGAUACUGUGGGAUGGUUUGCUAGGGAUCCUGUGGUUUUGAGUAAAGUAGGACGGGCAUUACUGCAAAUUCCUGAUGCACAUCCUGUCAGACCAGCUCAGUUGAUCAUUGCUGAAGACUGUUUCCAGCUUUCAAGCAUUCCAAGUGAUCGAGUAAAACAAGUACUUGUUCACUCAGUUGAGAAGUUAUUUGGGGGUCAUGUUUUAAAGCAAGCAAACCUUGGGGAUGUCGUGAAGGACAAGGUUCCAAGUUUGAACUGUUUCUUCGAUAAAGGAAAUGCACGUCAAGAGGAUAACAUACCAUCCUUAGCAGCCCUAUCAAGUGCCAUGCGAACACUCCAAAGGCAUGAAUUCAAGAACAACCAUGGUGAAUGGGUCAUUACAGUCAGACCUGAUUUAGGUCCUGGGAUAUCAGAACGUGUAUGGGAAGCUGUCAGGGCAGCAGAUGAAAAUACCGGUGUUUAUCACUCCGUGAAGUCCGAACUAUGUGCUGCGCUUGCUGAACUUCUUGGGGAUACUGGUGUCCUUGCAAUUCCUACAGUUCCAGGGCCUCCACCAAAACUACAAAUGGAUCCUGCUACACUUGAAACAUUUCGCGCCAGGGCUUUUAGCUUGUUGUCCACUGCCGGAGUAUCUGGAUUCUGCCAGGUGAACAUACCACUAGGCAUGUACGAAGAUCUACCUGUGUCGGUUUCCUUACUGGCAAAGCACGGCUCGGAUGGAUUCCUGCUGAGUCUUGUAGAGACUCUCUAUGCCACUCUCAAAGAACAAGUUGAAAGCUUGAAAUCGCAUCCUUGUUUAUAAUUCAACAAGAAGUUACUCAUUUUUGUAAAAAAACCUAUUGAAACCAGAUAGCCUGAUAGUCAAGGUUCUUAGCUUGUUGCUUGUGGUUUCGAAUAUAAAAUAUUAAAUAGUCGAAUUUAUACAAUUAAAUUCAUAUUCUAGUCGGAAAACAUGA